AUGGAAGAGGAACUGAAAAACCCAGAUCGACAAGAUGAUUGUGAUGAAGGAACGAGGGACGGUAGUGCCAGACGUGAACCCAAGAAGUUUAAGCGUAGAUCUUCAGGGGAAGUUGUCCCCAACCCGAGCCCCAGAUCUGAGAAUGGAUCGAUGUCAUUCCUCACCACGCCCACUCCUCCAGCGUCGCCGUGGGUUGGGAGGUCCUUCGUAGAAGCUCUGAAGGACAAACCAAGCAAACGGGACUUUUACGACGACUCUGAGGAGGAAAUGGAAUUAGCUGAAGAAAUUAUGGAGGAAGAAAAGGAUUCGGGAAAGGAGGCAGAAAUUGCAGCCUCAAAAUUCCCAAGAGUAAUAAUAGAACAAGGGAAGAAUGCUGACUUCUGGAAGCCGUGGAGGAAAAGUCUGAUUGUCAAAGUGCUAGGACGAACAGUGAACUUCCGCACUUUUGAAGUGAACCUGAGGGAACUUUGGAAGCUGGACCAGUAUUUCAAACUAAUAGACCUAGAGAAUGGCUACUUCAUCACUUCGCUCCUCAACAAAGAAGAUUAUCAAAAGGUUUUAGAGGGAGGACCCUGGAUGUUCCAAGGUAACUAUGUCACCAUAAGCAAAUGGAAGCCAGAUUUCAGGCCAACGAAAGAGGAUAUCAAGACAACACUAGCCUGGGUCAGACUGCCCGAAUUGCCAAUUGAAUAUUAUGUUGAAAAAUUCCUCAUGAAAGUGGGGAAUGUGGUAGGCAAGGCGGUGAAGGUGGACAACCAAACACUGGAGGUGGCUAGGGGAAAGUGUGCGAGGAUUUGUGUUGAAGUGGAUUUGAAAAAGCCACUAAUACCCUUUAUUUGGGUGAACAAUGACUUGCAAGCGAUUGAAUACAAAGGUUUGGAUGCAAUAUGUUUUGAGUGUGGCCAAUAUGGUCACAUUGCUGCUAACUGUCAAAAGAACUCCGCUAAUGGAGGGGGCAACGAUGCACAGGUCAACCCUGUUGCUGGGGAGAGACAUCGGACAGAGGCACGGGUAGCGCCGGAGGCCAACCCCUAUGGGCCCUGGAUGCUGGCAAAACAGAGGAGAAAUAGGCUAGACAACAGACUAUAA
Coffea eugenioides is the source of this 1089-nucleotide messenger RNA. RefSeq lists its product as uncharacterized. Gene Ontology annotation, molecular function: nucleic acid binding; zinc ion binding. Lineage: Eukaryota; Viridiplantae; Streptophyta; Magnoliopsida; Gentianales; Rubiaceae. The record is from RefSeq and is a predicted model, not a curated record. Bases 1 to 1089 code for a protein of 362 amino acids. The transcript has a single exon.